ACACACACACACACACACUGAAGGAAAGAAGCUCAGUUUUCCUCCUCGAGUGAUUGACCGCCUGAUGUUGGUGUGUGCAGCUCUCGAGGAGCUCAGGACGCUCUCUGACGGACUUUAGAGGAUCGGGAAUGAAGAUGUUGAGAGAUCUGAACAUCAUAAAUCCAUAAGGAGCUUCAUUCAUCUGCAGACUGAGUGUGAGUAACUGUGGAGCGAGCGGCGUGUGUGUGUGUCCAUGCUCGAGUCUCAGGGAUGGAGCUACAGGUUCAGACCCGCUGGACGUCGCUGCUGUUUCUGCUGGGUUCGCUAUCGUCCGCUCAGGCGAAUGUGCUGGAAAGCAUGUUACAGAGGAAUUCUGGGAAGGUGACGUCGGGCGGCGGUAAGGAGAACAGCGGCGGCGCGACAUCGGUGAUACCAGAGAGGAUGUUAUUGUGUCACUGUUAUCAUCACUGUCCUGAAGACUCCACCAACAACACCUGCAGGACUGAUGGAUACUGUUUCACUAUGGUGGAGGAAGAAGAGGGCAGCUCUCCAGUGCUCACCUCCGGCUGUCUGGGGUUGGUGGGCUCAGAGUUUCAGUGCAGGGACACUGGGAAUGCUCGACUGAGGAGGAUCCUGGAAUGCUGCACAGAUCAGGAUUUCUGUAACCGAGACCUCCAUCCAACGCUGCCUCCGCUCAAGAGACCUGGUGAGACGCUAAACAUAUCAACAUCACACAAGACAGCCCAAAAAUUACACAACAGAACCAGUCCCUUGCUUUUCCAAGACUGGGAUGUUUCUGAUGAUCCAUGAUCUGAAAGAUAAAAU
Carassius auratus (goldfish) is the source of this 804-nucleotide messenger RNA. Its product is annotated as bone morphogenetic protein receptor type-1B-like. Gene Ontology annotation, molecular function: transmembrane receptor protein serine/threonine kinase activity. The transcript has 6 exons. Gene Ontology annotation, cellular component: membrane. Lineage: Eukaryota; Metazoa; Chordata; Actinopteri; Cypriniformes; Cyprinidae. The record is from RefSeq and is a predicted model, not a curated record. Bases 250 to 789 code for a protein of 179 amino acids.